UCUCUCUGGCUGCCUCGCCUUACGUUGGGAUUGUGAUCCAUCUAUGUGUCUAGCUGUCUAUCUCUCGCUGUGUCUGUAGCGCUCCGUUCCCGUUCAGGGUCAUUCGGUUCAUCCGGUGCUGAGCGCGAGCGACGAUGGCGACAUCACGGGCGGCUUCCCUGCUUCCGUUUUGCUCGUGACCAGCCGAGGAUUCCUAGAAAUAAAGGACGCAUUAAACCGUGGAAUAAAAACAGAGCGUUUAUAACGGAGCCCGGUACUGAAGAAGAAAAAGAAGAAGGGAGGAACCCGUGUCGGAGUCGGUGUCGGAGGGUGUCGGAGUCGGUGUCGGUGCGCGUGUUCUCCGUGUCUCCUAACGCCCUCCCCGUGUCUGUGUGAGAGGCUGAGUCACACACCGCCGGAGCCCCCGAAGGGUCCCGCGAGCAGGGAGAGCGAGACGCGGGGAGGGACGCAGUGAACGAGUGAGUGGACGCUGAAGCGUACAAAACAGGAGGAGAAGAAGAAAGAAAGAGAGAGAAAGGAAGCACAGUGGCAGGGGUGGGACGAGCGAGCCUGAGAGAAGAGGACGAGCACUGGGCUCCCCCCUGACCCCUGACCCCUGAACAAACCCCCCCACCCCCACCCCGAGCUCGGAGUCAUCAUGAACGACCAGAACGUGGUGAAGGAGGGAUGGCUGCAGAAGAGAGGAGAAUAUAUAAAGAACUGGAGGCCGCGAUACUUCCUCUUGAAGACGGACGGUUCCUUCAUUGGCUACAAGGAGAAACCCCAGGACGCCGACUUGGCCUACCCCCUCAAUAACUUCUCUGUAGCCAAGUGUCAGCUGAUGAAGACAGAGAGGCCGAAGCCCAACACCUUCAUCAUCAGAUGUUUGCAGUGGACCACUGUGAUCGAGCGAACCUUUCAUGUGGACACACCCGAGGAGAGGGACGAAUGGGUGGAAGCGAUCCAGAUGGUGGCAGACAAGCUGGCCAAGCAAGAGGAGGAAGGAAUCCUGUGCAGUCCCACAACCCAGAUCGAGAUCGUCAACGAGGAGGAGAUGGACACCUCCAUCAGCCACCACAAACGAAAGACAAUGAACGACUUCGACUAUCUGAAGCUGCUGGGCAAAGGAACGUUUGGGAAGGUGAUUCUGGUGAAAGAGAAGGCCAGUGGAACUUAUUAUGCAAUGAAGAUCCUGAAGAAGGAGGUCAUUAUCGCCAAGGAUGAAGUGGCCCACACUCUGACUGAAAGCAGGGUAUUAAAAAACACUAGGCAUCCGUUUUUAACCUCUCUGAAGUACUCAUUUCAGACCAAGGAUCGUCUGUGCUUCGUGAUGGAGUACGUCAACGGCGGAGAGCUGUUUUUUCAUUUGUCGAGAGAACGUGUGUUUUCGGAAGACCGGACCCGUUUCUAUGGCUCCGAGAUCGUCUCUGCACUGGAUUAUUUGCACUCUGCUAAAAUUGUUUACCGCGAUCUUAAGCUGGAGAACCUGAUGCUGGACAAGGACGGCCACAUUAAGAUCACAGAUUUUGGCUUGUGUAAGGAAGGAAUCACGGACGCCGCCACCAUGAAGACGUUUUGUGGAACUCCGGAGUAUCUGGCGCCCGAGGUGCUGGAGGAUAACGAUUACGGCCGAGCGGUGGACUGGUGGGGACUCGGUGUGGUCAUGUACGAGAUGAUGUGUGGACGCCUUCCAUUUUAUAAUCAGGACCAUGAGAAGCUGUUUGAACUGAUUCUUAUGGAAGAAAUCAAAUUUCCCAGAACCCUCUCUGCUGAUGCCAAGUCUCUGCUCUCUGGCCUGCUCAUCAAAGACCCCAACAAAAGACUGGGAGGAGGUCCAGAUGAUGCUAAAGAGAUCAUGAGACACAGUUUCUUCUCUACGCUGGACUGGCAGGACGUUUAUGACAAAAAGCUCAUCCCCCCGUUUAUGCCCCAGGUCUCGUCUGAGACAGACACCAGAUAUUUUGACGAGGAGUUCACGGCUCAGACCAUCACCAUCACCCCUCCGGAGAAGUUUGAUGAGGACGGCAUGGACUCAGCUGACAGUGAGAGAAGACCACAUUUCCCACAGUUCUCCUACUCAGCCAGCGGGCGAGAGUGAAGCUCGCUCGUUCUCCAGCGCCAGUGUUUUCAUCCGAGGCCAUUUAAGGAAAUUACGUAGCCAUGCUAGGAAAAGUCUGCACUCUUUCCCUUCCUCCUCUUCCUCCUUCUCCUGGUUUCUCUUUAAUUAUUCAAUGACUUGGGGAAGUUUUCAUUUUGGUUUUGUUUAUUUUUAUUUUUGAUGGUGGGGAAAAAAGGUUUUUUUUUGCACAGAUGGGUUCGACUGAACCUGGUCAAAAAAAAGAACAAAAAAAAAAAGAAGAAAGUCUUGUAGAUUUGCAGCAUUGUGGUUGUUUACAGCGGGAAUAUUUUUGUUUGGUUUUUGUUUGUGUUUUUGUUUUUUUUUGUUCAGUGCAUUAAAUUAUGUUCAUCAGUAUUACUAUUGAUGUUGAGCUCAUAGGUUUUUUUGUUUUUUUUUGUUUUUGUUUUUGCGUGUGUUUGUUCUAAAGAGCCGUUUUGGGGAACAAAACCAAAAAUGUUGCCUUAUGCGUGCAGACAGACCGGUGGACAGAGAGACAGGGUUCUUGGUUUGCAAAACCUUUUGUUUGUUGUGUUCUUGCGGCGCUCGGUUUAACGUUCCACCUCUCGCACUCUGUGACUCUGCGGGGAAACGUGUACGGGAAAAAGACACUAAGGUUUCUCGUUAUUAUUUUUGUUCAAAAGGGAAAGAUUUAAUUUACAGGACGCAAAACUGCCAGUUACCGUAACGUAAACCUCACUCAGGCAACAAACUACUCAAACCAGAGAGAGAGAGAGAGAGGGAGACAGAGAGAGAGGGAGACAGAGAGAGAGGGAGACGGAGAGAGAGACAGAGAAAGAGAGAGAGAGACAGAGACUGGGAGAGAGAGAGAGAGACGGGGAGAGAGAGAGACGGGGAGAGAGAGAGAGACGGAGAGAGAGAGAGAGAGAGAGACGGAGAGUGAGAGAGAGAGACGGGGAGAGAGAGAGACGGACGGAGAGAGAGACGGAGAGAGAGACAGACAGACAGAGAGAGAGAGACAGAGACGGAAAGACAGAGAGAGAGUGACGGAGAGAGAGAGAGAGUGACGGAGAGAGAGAUAGAGAGAGAUAGAGAGAGACGGAGAGAGAAAGACAGGUUUGAGGUGGUUUUGCUGUUAAACAUAAACUCAGUUACAGUAUAGAAUGUCAGAGCGCUGAUCUGGGAUCAGUUUUUUGUUCUUUUCUGGAGGAACAAGAUUCUAAAUUUUUCUCCCACAAAGCUGAGUGCAAAAAGGUUGUACAAAGGAGUAUUUAUGCAGAACUAUCACCGUCCUUAUAAUCCUUAAAAAAUUCUAGUGCUGAAACAUUACAUGGAUUGUUUUAAAAUAUAAAUGUAAGUAUAAAAAAACUAAUUUUGGUUUCUUCUACUUGUUUCUUCAGACGAAGCCUAGAAAUCGAAUAAUCAUGAAUGAAAAUAUGGGGGGGGGAGAAAAACUCACCAUUCAGUUUAAUUCAGUUUAAUUUAUAAAACACAUGAUUAAAAAAAUCGAUCAGUGAAGUGAAAAGAAAUGAAAGGAUUAAAGGGUUAAAGCCAAAAAAACGAUUCGAACGUACGACUUGGAUAAUUAUGACUUUUGAAAUUCUGAAAUGAAAAAAAAAACGAACCGAACAUGACGUACGAAGACCCGACGUGAGAGACCGAGAGGUGUUCUAACCGUUUUUUUGGUUAUUUGUGAGAAUCUGCUUCAGCUAAGGAGGCACGGUGGCUUAGUGGUUAGCACGUUCGCCUCACACCUCCAGGGUUGUGGGUUCGAUUCCCGCCUCCACCUUGUGUUUGUGGAGUUUGCAUGUUCUCCCUGUGCCUCGGGGGUUUCCUCCGGGUACUCCGGUUUCCUCCCCCGGUCCAAAGACAUGCAUGGUAGGUUGAUUGGCAUCUCUGGAUAAUUGUCCGUAGUGUGUGAUUGUGUGAGUGAAUGAGAGUGUGUGUGUGUGUGUGCCCUGUGAUGGGUUGGCACUCCGUCCAGGGUGUAUCCUGCCUUGAUGCCCGAUGACGCCUGAGAUAGGCACAGGCUCCCCGUGACCCGAGGUAGUUCGGAUAAGCGGUAGAAGAUAAAUGAGUGAGUGAGAGUGUUUCAGCUAACAAACAUAAACAGCUUUGAAAUAUCAUCUACAGGUGUACAAACUUUUGCACUCAUCCAGGAGUAAAGAUCUCAGAUAUUCAAGACACGAAAACCCGAUCCCGGAUCACAGCGGCUCUGUUUAUCAGAAGUUUUAUAGUCAUUUACAGAAGUAUUUAAUGAAAACAUGGAGGGAAAACAUACAACGGAGAUAAAUAUGAAUAUAGAUAAUAUUUAUAGAUGAUAUAUUAAAUAGGAGAAAUUCUAAUUAUGACGUGUAUAAAAUCCGGGCAGCGUUGUAACAGUUCCUGGCGAUAGAUAGCUGUGACACUCUGGACACACUCUGGAAUGUCACAUGGUCCAGCACUGAUACACACCCGGUAGCUCUAUGUACAGAAACCUCACUGCAGAUGAGCACCGUUACGCACGAAGGCUUGUGCGUGCGCUGUAUUCUGUAAAAUCCUAGAAAAGAAACAAAUCAAGGAUCAACUACUCAAGCUACUCUUUUCACAACACAAAUCUAACUCUUACUCUACAUGUUGUUUUUGUUUGUUUUGGGGUUUGUUUGUUUGUAUUUUUUGGCUGCUGUUCUGUCAUUACGCAGUUCAGUUGUAGAACGUGGUAUAAAGUGUCCUCCAGAAUCGUCGCCACCUUUCGCUUGUGAAAUCUACGGGGUUGCGCGGAUCUACGGGGUUACGGUUAUUUUACACGCGUGCGAACGUUCUUGUCGGAUGCUGAUCGUCAUGGUAACCGAGGAGGUCGAAGAAGGCUGACGCAUGUAUGUUUUGAGACACGAGGGGGAAUAAGCCACGUCGUCUCGGUCUGCUCUCGGUGCAGCGCUGGAGAAAGUGCCGUCUGCCCUCUUCCUCAUGCAUGAGCUUACAGACGAUUCUGAUCAGCACUGCAGAGAGAGAGAGAGAGAGAAAGAGAGAAUAGGCUCCUCCCACCAGGACAGUAUAGAUUUGUUUUGGAGAUGCAAGAACAAUAUAUGAAAUUAUUAAUUUAUUUAUUCGUUUUAAAUCAUGGGUGCCAAUAAUUCUGGAGGUCACCGAUGGAUGACAUAAGGACCAUGCGGCUAACCGGAACCCAGACCACAUCUCGUUUCCCCAAAAUCACUUAAAAGCGCAAUAUUCAAUAUGGAUGGUUGCUAGAUCCAAAAGUAAUGGCACUCCUGCAUAUGAGUGUAGCUUUGCACUGUACAAGUCAGUAUUGAACAAAUUCACAAAGCUCAACUCGGUGAUACUUGAUCCGCGAUACACAUUCAGACUCUGUGGUAAAUUCUGUGGUCUUUAAGCCCCGCCCCUUUUUUAAAAAUCUGCACCAAUGAGAUGAAAGUAGAAGUUAAAAUUGAAACGUUUUCUCUUCGUAUUGCAGAUUUCGCUAACGACGAAGCUACGUAAAGGUUUUUUAAAUAUCGGUAUCAUGAGACUUUUGUUUUUCUCCCUUUCAGUGUAUUUUUGUACCACAGUUCUACUUUUCACUCACGCCACCGUUACGCUCCGUCUCUCCUUCAGGUGUGAGAAAGGUGCGUCGUUUUGAAACGAAGGACGCGUCACGGAUUUUUUUUUUUCCGGUUCUUCGACGCCACUUGAUAAAUUGUUCUGUGGGAUUUUUGUUUUGUUUGUUUUUAAUACCAAAGCGAUGCUGCAGGUUCACAGUAAAGUCUCCUGCUUUGUUGCUGUUUGGUAAUAUUUAUUUUAAGUUAUAAUAAAAUGACGGAAAAAACUAA
This is a messenger RNA of Tachysurus vachellii, 5862 nucleotides long. It is a transcript of the gene akt3b, whose product is annotated as v-akt murine thymoma viral oncogene homolog 3b. Bases 638 to 2077 code for a protein of 479 amino acids. The transcript is spliced from 15 exons. Gene Ontology annotation, biological process: protein phosphorylation. Gene Ontology annotation, molecular function: ATP binding; protein serine/threonine kinase activity. NCBI's taxonomy places the organism in Eukaryota, Metazoa, Chordata, Actinopteri, Siluriformes, Bagridae. The record is from RefSeq and is a predicted model, not a curated record.